Phytomonas sp. Hart1 is the source of this 1572-nucleotide messenger RNA. Lineage: Eukaryota; Euglenozoa; Kinetoplastea; Trypanosomatida; Trypanosomatidae. The record is from the annotation of a GenBank genome assembly.
AUGAAAUUCUUUGCCUCACGUGCAGGUAAGAUUACCGCUGUUGUGGUGGGUAUACCUACCCUAGGGGCCGGGGGAUUGGGAACGUACGUGAGGUACCGACAGUAUACCAAGCCUGCCAGACACGUUUUUAAAUCAUUAGUAGACCAGAAAGGCAAUUUAAUUUUAGAGGGAAAAGGAAUUUUAUGCCCUAGUACGUUUUCCAUCUUCUGCCGAAUAGUAUACAUUAGCGUCAUUUUUGUUCCUUUGGCAGUUCUCUAUAUGUUAAUGUCGCUACGUGAAAGUUGGUAUAGAGUAUGGCUUAAUCUACUUCUCCAGGGUGUCCAGCGUUGUGGUCCGGUGUUUGUGAAAAUAGGCCAGUGGGCAUGCACCCGAGAGGAUCUCUUUUCUCGUGAUUUCCGUCAGGUCUUUAAGCGUCUAUAUAAUGAGGUCGACGUGCACUCCUUCUCUGAGACUUUUAGAAUUCUGAAGGAAGAGCUCGGCACUGACCCCUCGGAUGUCUUUGAUUUUAUCGACGAAAAAACUCUCGGUUCUGGAUCGAUUGGACAGGUCCAUCUCGCGAAGUUAAAGAAUAAGGAUACUCGCGUCGUGGUCAAGGUGAUGCACCCGAACAUCAUGGAGACGAUUGUUCGCGAUUUUGUGAUUUUAAACCACAUAGCCGUCCUGAUGCACCGCUACCUAUCCUUUCUUGAGCACUACAACACCCCGGCGUUGGCCCACAACUUCGCCAAUCACCUCGCGGCCCAGUUGGACUUCCGCAUUGAGGCCGAAAACCUGCUCCAAUUCCGUGCCAACUUCCGCCGGGAGCGCUACGUAGAGUUCCCUGAGCCCCUCCUGUUCACCCGCCAAAUCCUUGUGGAGACGUUCUGUGACGGGGUGCCGGCCGACCCCGACUUCAUGGCCUCCCUCCCCUCGCACGCUCGUGACGUGCUGGCGGGGAAGGGGCUUAACACCUGGUGUAAGAUGCUCCUGCGGGAUAAUUUUAUCCAUGGGGAUAUGCACCCGGGGAACAUUCUUAUUCAGUGCAAGGAUUAUCAUGAACCGAGUAUCACCCUUAUCGACGUCGGGCUUUGCCAGCAGCUGACCGAGCACGAGGCAGCCUUGUCGGAGAAGUUGAUCGAGGCGUUUGUGCGGUGGAACUCUGAUUUGUGCGCGGUGAAUAUAUGGAAUAUGUCCGAUCGCCAAGAAUACGCCAGCUGUGAUCGUUUCAAGGCGGACAUCAACCAGGUUUUCAAGCAAUGCCGUUCUUUUCGGAAUGAAGGAGGUGCCAUCACCAAAACCUUGCAGUACGUCUUCGAUGCUAUUCGUUCCAAUUGUGUGCAGAUGGAUCCCCCGUAUGUGUCGUUACUUUUCUCGGUUUUAGUAUUGGAGUCGUUCCUGAUGAGUUUGAAUCCGGAUUUUAACAUCGUGCGCCACACCGCCCCCUGGCUGGUGAGUGAAGGGCACAUCUCGAAAGGGAUCUUCAAGAACUUAGUAAAAACUCAACGGGAUCGGGUUAAACGGGGGUAUGGCAUUUUUACCGGCCGUCUGGGCGAUAUGUUGGGUUUUAGCAUCGUAGCUGACCCACGAACGUGA